GGGUUAACAGUGUGUAAAUGACAAGUUGAAGGGGAAAACGCCUGUGUUCGGCUGAGGCGCUGUUAUUUGUUGCAGGUUCACGCUAUCGUUAAAUUAGGACAUGGAUUGUUGUUGUGAGACCCAUUCGGUUGCUUGUAGAGACUGACCGUGGGACUAGCUAAAUAAGAUAACCGCCCGUCGAUUAGAUUAUUUUCUGCGAAUUCCACAAAGACGUAUCGGUUGGGAUAUCAGGAACGAGGCCACAGACAGACCAAACGGCUUUCAGCUCCAGCGCGAAAUGGUCACGUCUACAUUAUGGCUUUUCAUCCUACCAGUAGUAUGUCUUCAGCUUUGUGCAUUUUCCCGGGAUGCCAGUCCAAGAUGUGCGCAUUAAGUCCAUGUGCGUGCAAGAAGGAAUCCUCUCUACAAAUUCUCUCGGCCUCCCGAAUAGAAUGUGAGCAGUCUCAGUUUCAGUGUGGAAAUGGUCGGUGUAUUCCAUCUGUGUGGAAGUGUGAUGGUGAUCAGGACUGCUCAGAUGGCAGUGACGAGACUUCCUGCGUGAGGAAGACCUGUGCAGAAGGGGACUUUGUCUGUCACAGUGGUCAGUGUGUGCCCAAGAGAUGGCAGUGCGAUGGUGAGCCGGACUGUGAGGAUGGCUCAGAUGAAAGUAUUGAGAUGUGCCACAUGAGAACAUGUCAAGUGAAUGAGUUUAGUUGUGGUGUGGGUUCUACACAGUGCAUUCCGGUCUUCUGGAAGUGUGAUGGUGAAAAAGAUUGUGAUAACGGGGAAGACGAGAUAAAUUGUGGUAACAUUACAUGUGCCCCUCUGGAGUUCACCUGUGCCAGUGGUCGCUGUGUGUCUCGUAAUUUUGUCUGCAAUGGUGAGGAUGACUGUGGCGAUGGUAGUGACGAGCAGGGCUGUGCUCCAUCCUCCUGUGGUCCUAGUGAAAUUCCCUGUGGAAACAACACAUGCAUUCCUAGGACCUGGUUAUGCGAUGAUGAUGUGGACUGCCCAGACCAACUGGAUGAGUCACCUGAGCGUUGUGGCCACAACCCGACCCCGCCGGCCAAGUGUUCAUCCAGUGAGAUGCAGUGUGGUUCUGGGGAAUGCAUUCACAGAAAGUGGCGCUGCGAUGGUGACCCAGACUGCAAAGAUGGCAGCGAUGAGAAAAACUGUUCUGUCCGUACCUGCAGGCCUGACCAGUUCAAAUGUGAUGACGGCAGCUGUAUUCAUGGCAGCAGGCAGUGCAAUGGAUUCCGAGAUUGUGGAGAUGGUACAGAUGAAGCGAACUGCAAGAAUGUAACCCAGUGUAACGGCCCUGACAUGUUCAAAUGUCGAAGUGGAGAAUGCAUUGAGAUGAAUAAAGUGUGUAAUAAGGCCCGUGACUGCCCUGACUGGAGUGAUGAACCCAUCAAAGAGUGCAAUAUGAAUGAAUGCCUGCUGAACAAUGGAGGCUGCUCACACAUCUGCAGCGAUAUGACAAUCGGCUAUGAGUGUGACUGCCCACCAGGACUCCAGCUCAUUGAUCACAAGACCUGCGGUGAUGUCAAUGAGUGUCUGAACCCUGGUAUAUGUAGUCAGAUUUGUAUUAAUCUUAAGGGAGGCUACAAGUGUGAGUGUCACAAUGGCUACCAGAUGGAUCCCACCACUGGAGUGUGCAAAGCUGUAGGUAAAGAGCCCUGUCUUAUUUUCACCAAUCGAAGAGACAUUCGCAGACUGGGUCUUGAGAGACGUGAAUACACUCAGAUUGUAGAGCAUCUGCGGAACACUGUAGCACUGGAUGCUGACUUCACUCAGCAGAAGAUAUUUUGGGCUGAUCUGGGACAAAAAGCAAUUUUCAGCACAGUAUUGGAGAAGCAGGAAAAUGGAGAAAGUCAUACCAAGGUCAUUGACAAUGUUAACAUGCCUGUUGGAAUAGCAGUGGACUGGAUUUACAAAAACAUCUACUGGUCAGACCUGGGCAGUAAGAGCAUUGCCGUUGCCAACUUCAAUGGGACCAAGAGGAAGGUGCUGUUUGACAGUGGUCUAAAGGAACCAGCCUCUAUUGCUGUAGAUCCUCUAUCAGGGUUUCUGUAUUGGUCAGACUGGGGUGAACCAGCUAAGAUUGAAAAGUCUGGAUUAAAUGGAGUUGACAGACAGGUCCUGGUUGAGAGGGACAUUCAGUGGCCCAAUGGAAUCACUCUUGAUCUGAUCAAGAGUAGACUCUACUGGGUGGAUUCUAAGCUGCACAUGCUCUGUAGUGUAGACCUGAACGGAGACAACCGCCAAAAAGUCCUGCAGUCCCCAUAUUACCUUUCCCACCCUUUGGCUCUGACAGUUUUUGAGGAUCGAGUAUUCUGGACAGAUGGGGAAAAUGAGGCCAUCUAUGGGGCAAACAAGUUUACCGGUUCUGAUGUAACCAUGCUGGCCAGUAACCUUAAUGAGCCACAGGACAUCAUUGUGUACCAUGAGCUUAUUCAGCUGUCUGGGACAAAUUGGUGCAAUGAGAAGGUGGAGAAUGGAGGCUGUUCGUUCAUGUGUCUGCCAGCUCCACAGAUUAAUAAACACUCCCCUAAAUACACCUGUAUGUGUCCACAAGGUCAGACACUAGCUCAAGACGGACUGCGUUGCAGACCAGAACUGAAGGUUGCCACUGACACAGUUAAAACCGAAGGAAAUAUUAGUACCUCUAUACAUGAAGUCAGUUCAUCAGCCAAAGGGUCUGCUGCAGCCUGGGCCAUUCUUCCUGUGUUGUUGUUGGCCAUGGCUGCUACAGGUGGUUACUUGAUGUGGCGCAACUGGCAGAUCAAAAACAAGAAGAGCAUGAACUUUGAUAAUCCAGUGUACCUCAAGACCACAGAAGAAGACCUCAGUAUUGAUAUUAGUAGACAUUCUGCUUCUGUUGGCCACACAUACCCUGCAAUUUCAGUGGUAAACACAGAAGAUGACUUGUCAUAACCAGAGCACUCUACAAUGCUCCUGUUAAUUUACCACUGCACUAAUGGCAACUGCUGCAGAUUCAGCGGCCUCACAACCCAGAUGCCUUCUCAAUGUGCUUUUUGUUUCUUAGAGUAAGUGAUUUGUGGUACGAGACAGAAUAUCUGUUCACACUGGGUGUGCUCUAAAAGCAUCAUAGAAUUCUGAGGACAUGGCUUUUCACCUCGACAAAUACUAUAAUGGUCCCAAAAUUAUUUUCGAAGGCUUGAUUUCUACAUACAAGGAUGUGAGCUGCAGAACCAGAAUUCAGAUCUAGAUGGUCUCUUUGUCUGAAAUAUUUAAAUAAAAUGCAUUUUUUUUAGAAUGUCUGAGAUGUAUUUUUCUUUUUGUUUUCCUAAGGAAUGUUAUUUCUUACAUUUAUUUAAACCAUACUGUUCUUUCUCUGUUAAAAUAGCUCUAUAAGGUGAAGUGCUGUUAAAUCAUCUGUAAAACACUGUAUAUAUCCCUCUCUUGAAAACAUAAUCAGGGCUAUUGAAGCACUUUGGUCAAAUGUUCUUCUGUAAAUAAGAUAUACAAGUGUGUACAGAGACAUUUUUGCUAUGGUUGGGCAUUGUACCAGGGUAGAAUAUAAUGUAUUUAAAAAAAAAGGUUUGUUAAAACUAUUUUGUAUGUUUGUGUGCAGUUUCUGUGACCUUUUAUAGCAUUGUACAGGGGAGCAGAAUGCUCUGUAAUUGUGAAACAUUUGCAAAACACAUAAAAUAAAAUGAAUAUUUAAAUUGU
Molecule: messenger RNA, 3675 nt
Organism: Paramisgurnus dabryanus
Lineage: Eukaryota; Metazoa; Chordata; Actinopteri; Cypriniformes; Cobitidae
Gene: vldlr
Product: very low density lipoprotein receptor
Biological process (GO): receptor-mediated endocytosis
Cellular component (GO): signaling receptor complex; plasma membrane; apical plasma membrane
Molecular function (GO): calcium ion binding; protein binding; hormone binding
Source: RefSeq, a predicted model, not a curated record